This is a messenger RNA of Cataglyphis hispanica, 2970 nucleotides long. RefSeq names its product S-adenosylmethionine synthase (gene Sam-S). The record is from RefSeq and is a predicted model, not a curated record. Gene Ontology annotation, molecular function: methionine adenosyltransferase activity; ATP binding. Gene Ontology annotation, cellular component: cytosol. Bases 511 to 1725 code for a protein of 404 amino acids. Lineage: Eukaryota; Metazoa; Arthropoda; Insecta; Hymenoptera; Formicidae. Gene Ontology annotation, biological process: S-adenosylmethionine biosynthetic process. The transcript has 9 exons.
GCGAACCUCUUUCACUUUCCGCUACGCGCCGUGGCCGUUCGGCGCGUUCGUCUCUGCGUUCGUCCAUUCGCUCGUGUUCGUUCCGUCGUUCCCCGAUCCCGAUCAUUACGCAGUGUGCCGUGUGCUUGUGCAGGUCUCGUUCGUUCGUUCGCUCGCGAUCCGAUCCCGUUCUCCCCAUCUCACACACGCUGUCGUUCGCUCGCGUCUAUCCUGAAACACAAAAAAUUCUCGGUCUCCAGCGUAAAUUACGCAUCGUGAAGAAGAAACUGAUUCGUAUACGGUUUGCGCAGCGACAGUAAUUCCUACGGGAGCGACGAAGCGCGAGUAAAACCUUAUACGGCGACAAGAAGGCACGUGGAGAGAACUCAAUAGGAACAGACAGGCUAAACGACAAAGAAGUUCAACGGUGUCUACGUGGGAUUCUCUCCCUAUCUUUCUCUCUGUCUCUCUGUUGAGGGUGGGAUCGGCUACGAGACGACAACGACGGCGACAACCCCGAAACGCAGGAAAAUGCCGGAGACCGCGCAUCACAUGAACGGUUACGCGAAUGGCCACGCGCCGCCCGAGCUACAGCAGGACACCACUUUUCUCUUCACCUCAGAGUCGGUCGGUGAGGGACACCCAGACAAAAUGUGUGAUCAAAUAAGCGAUGCCAUUUUGGAUGCACAUCUGAAGCAAGAUCCCAAUGCUAAAGUAGCAUGUGAAACUGUAACAAAAACCGGGAUGAUACUUCUGUGUGGAGAAAUUACAUCGAAAGCUGUAGUGGAUUAUCAAAAGAUUGUUCGAGAUACAGUAAAGCACAUUGGUUACGACGAUUCUUCAAAAGGUUUUGACUACAAGCUGUGCAAUGUUCUGUUGGCGCUCGAUGCUCAAUCACCAAAUAUCGCGGCAGGCGUUCAUGAAAACCGUAGCGACGAGGAAGUGGGAGCAGGAGAUCAGGGUCUAAUGUUUGGAUACGCAACCGAUGAAACUGAUGAAUGUAUGCCGUUGACGGUCGUAUUGGCGCAUAAAUUAAAUCAAAAAAUUGCCGAAUUAAGACGAAGUGGCGAAUUAUGGUGGGCUCGUCCAGAUUCAAAAACGCAGGUGACCUGUGAAUAUAUUAUGGAUCAUGGAGCUUGCGUACCUAUAAGAGUUCAUACUGUUGUGGUAUCACUGCAACAUAGCGAAAAAAUCGGUCUAGAUGAAUUACGCAAAGCAAUCAUGGAGAAAGUUAUCAAAGAAGUGAUACCAGCAAGAUACCUGGACGACAGAACAGUCUUUCACGUGAAUCCUUGCGGAUUGUUCAUUAUUGGUGGACCACAGAGUGACGCUGGUCUCACGGGACGAAAGAUUAUCGUAGAUACAUACGGUGGUUGGGGUGCGCAUGGUGGUGGUGCAUUUUCCGGUAAAGAUUUUACGAAGGUGGACAGAUCAGCUGCAUACGCCGCAAGAUGGGUCGCAAAAUCCCUGGUAAAAGCCGGUCUCUGCAGGCGCUGUCUUGUACAGGUCUCUUAUGCCAUUGGAGUAGCAGAACCAUUGUCGAUCACAGUGUUCGAUUAUGGCACAUCCACACGCUCCCAGAAUGAGCUUUUAGACAUAGUGAACAAAAACUUUGAUCUGCGACCGGGAAAGAUUGUCAAGGAGCUGAAUCUUCGCAAUCCUAUUUACCAACAAACCAGUACAUAUGGUCAUUUCGGACGAGAUGGUUUCACAUGGGAGCAACCAAAAAAAUUGAUUCUUGAUUGAUGAGAGAGUAGAUUUUAAGUUGGCUUCGGCGUUUUUCGAUUAAUUAGACAUCCGAUAAAACGUCUCUAUUUCUCUAUCUCUUCCUCUAUCUAUCUUUCUCUCUCUCUCUCUCUCUAUCUUUCUCAGUAACCGUGUUAUAUCAAAUGACAAAAAUGUCGCCCGAGACCUUUUCGAUCUCUAUGCCGCAAUUACCGAGUCCAUCGAUUUCUCAAUGCCAAUAUAUUAGUAGUAGCAAAAACUGGAGGGCAAAGAGGGGGGAGGAUUCUUUUUCUAGUUCUUUUUUUCGUUCCGUGGAGAAUAUAUGGGGUUAUUGUAUACAUAUAUAUUAUUAUGACGACAGACAUAUAGUACAAAUCUCUCGUUCAUAUUCCGACACGCGGAUGUGAACAGUCAUUUCUUCCUUCACUUUUCGCAGAAUUGGUUUUUCGGGUGAUAAUGCCUCUCAAUAACACGGUUAAACAACCAUCCUAGGUACAAUAAAUAUAUUCGCGCGGGGAAAGAGGUACUGAAUCUAUUAUGGAGCCCCAUAUUGUUAUAAACCCAUGUUCACAUCCUAACAACUUCUUUCUUUAACGUUCAAUUAGAUAAUUCAAUCUGGCAUACCCAGAUUAUGAUUUUAUCGCUAAUGCAUGAUGUGGAAGUAAAAAAAAAAGUAAAAACUAUUAGAGCGAGCAAAUAUCUUCCCAGCUGUAAUAAAAAAAACAUUUGAACAGGCGUUACAUUGAUACGAAUUUUCAGAUUAAAAAAUGCAACUGUAGUUUCAUAGCUUUUUAGCACGAUGCUCUAGUAAUCAUUCACACGUACAUGAAAGUUCGAUGCUCCGAUCUGAUCACAGUAAGCUAAUUUCCAGAUGCCCGAAAAUAUAAAUCGCAAAUCUCGAUAAGUUUGCGUUUUUUAUUUUAUUUCGACAAUUAGCGUCAUAUAUAUAUAUGUAUGUAUAUAUACACACAUACAUACACAUACACAUACAUACAUGAUCGGUCUUUCGUGUACGUAUCUUUAUUUUAAUUAUUACAAUCAUUAAAGCGGUAAAAAUGUCAGAAAAUAUAAAUUGAGAACAAUGACGUGUCUUUGGCAAAAGUGUACAUAGCAAAGCAGGAAAUGAUGCUUGUGUUCAGAAGCUAUGUUCGAAAGUUUCACGGUAUAGUUGCGACAUAUAAUAUCGGACCGAUCAAUACAUUACCGAUGAGAGAAACCAUUGUUAAAACACUUUAUAGUGCGCGUGAAUAUAUGGUAUAGCACGAA